Molecule: messenger RNA, 906 nt
Organism: Lolium rigidum
Lineage: Eukaryota; Viridiplantae; Streptophyta; Magnoliopsida; Poales; Poaceae
Exons: 4
Coding region: 1-906 (301 amino acids)
Molecular function (GO): carbohydrate binding
Source: RefSeq, a predicted model, not a curated record
AUGGCGCGCGUCUCAGGGGCGACCGUGCUCCUCAUCCUCAUCGCCACCGUGUCCGUGUACACCUGCGCCAUCAUCGCCGGUGCCGCUCUCGGCCGGGCGCUGGACAGGCCCACGAGGACGAUGACGAAGCAGCCACCGGCGAGGGAUAUCGCCCUCCGCAUCAGCGUCAGCUUCAGAGGCCUCGCGGAGGACUUCGCAAAGGUGAUCACCAUGAAACCUAGCCAUCUCGACCGGUCGAGGAGCUCUGGCGUGGUUAUCACAGGGAAGAGGGACGAUCAGGCGGCGGAGCUCACCCCGGCGCCGGCGACAGAGACAGAGCAGCAGCAUAUAGAAGCUAUGAACAUUCAACUGGCGAGGCGCGGGCUGCUCAGCAACUUCUCCGGCGAGAUCACGAACGGGGCGCGUCCGCGAGGAGCAGGAGGAGUGGUUAAGGUCGGGCCGUGGGGAGGAUCGGGCGGGCAAGGUUUCUACAUGCCCGGCGCCCGUAGCCCGGGCGCGGGCGGUGGCACGCCUCGCCUCCUCAGCGUCACCCUCUACCACGCCGACGCGGUGCACGCCUUCUCUUUCGAGUAUCUUCUGGGUGGGGUUUUGGUGGGACGGACGAUGGCGCCGUCUGGCGGCCGUUCCCAUGGCUCAAAGGGACUCCGUGCGACGAUCAAUUUCUCACCGGAUGAACAUCUCACCGCCGUCGAGGGGACGUUUGGGUGUUGCAGAAGCGUUCCUGAAGUCGUCAUCACCUCGUUGACAUUCCGUACAGACAAGGGAAGAACGUACGGACCGUACGGCGACGGGACCGGCACGCCCUUCUCCAUCCCGGCCGCAAAUGGUUGCAUCGUGGGCUUCUGGGGACGCUCUGGCUGGCUGCUCGAUGCGAUUGGAGUUUACAUCAUGCCAUGCCAAGUUUAA